AUGGCCUCCUUGGCCGAGCUAGGUCCUGGGCCUGGAGGUCUCGCAGAAAGAUAUCUGCGUGAGUGCGGGUCAGGAUUAUCUGACUACGCGCCGCCGUGGUCCAAACAACACGGCGGCGAACGGGUGGAGGAGCGGAGAAAAUUUCGCAAAAUGCGGCGGGCGGGUUGGGACUCCUCCACCCCAACUUUGUAG
This is a messenger RNA of Fusarium poae, 192 nucleotides long. RefSeq lists its product as uncharacterized. Bases 1 to 192 code for a protein of 63 amino acids. The transcript is spliced from 3 exons. NCBI's taxonomy places the organism in Eukaryota, Fungi, Ascomycota, Sordariomycetes, Hypocreales, Nectriaceae. The record is from RefSeq and is a predicted model, not a curated record.